AUGGCGAGCAAACGCAAGAGGGAGCUUCUAGACUUCGACCCCAACAAGUCUGAUUCCGAUGACGAAAACUUUGAACCCGAGACAGAAACCCGCCGGGGAAAGAAGAGGUCGCGUCAUCAGGCGAGAGGUCGACGGAAUUCAGGAACUAGCCGCCGCAGGCCCAACCGAAAUUAUUCAGGAACAGACAUUGAGGACGAUGAGGAGGUGCUAUCUGAUAGCCAGGAUGAAGCCUCUUUCGAUAUGGGAUCAGAUGACGACAAAGAAGCCGAGGACUUGCCAGUCAAUGCCGCUGGUCGUCGAACCCGCAAGGCUGCGACCAAACAAAUCAGCUAUGCCGAGAGUAGCGACCAGGAAGAUGACGAUGCUGCCGAAGACGAUGGUGUUGAUGAGCUCCAGAAAACACCCCGUGGCAAAGCCAAGUCCAAAAUUAUUCGCCUGAAAGUGCCCAAGAGUGAAGCUUCAAAUCUCAACCUGAGAGCUGCUCGGCGGACAACUAGGGCCAGGACCGAGGAAUUCCAAGAAGAGCUUGUUGAGCUGUCUAAUUCUGGCCACCAUGCCGUGCCUGCUCGUGGCUCGAGGAGCGUUAGCCCCGAAACCGCCGCCCGUGCAACUCGGUCCUCCCGUGCUAUGAAGGGUCUGAAGAAGGCUCCCGAAACUAUUGAAGAAGCGACUCAAGAAAGCAGUUCCCGCGAAACGCAAGCCGCUCAAGAAGAACAAGACCAGCCGCUCGAGUCCGUGGAAGAGAAGGAUGAAGAGGUCGAGGAAGCCGAGGCGUCUACCGCCGAGGAGAAACCUGACGUGGCUCCCGAUGCGGAAGAGACCCGGGAAGACGAAGAAGAAGAAGAAGAAGAAGAAGACGACGACGAUGGUCCUGUUACACGUACUAGGUCUACUCGACGGAAGAAUUCUACCACCGUGGCCGACGAGCCGGAAGAUAAGGCCGAAGACAAAGAAGACAACACUGGAACUCGGCGGCUAAGGCGCAGAUCCAGCCGCCGCAAAUCUGCUCAGGAGCCUAGUAGUGACUUUGAUCCUGGUGAGGAGUCAGAUGGUGAGCCGUCUGGAGCCGAGUCGGCCGCGAACGGUGAUGGAGACGACGACGCCGAGUAUGAUAGCCCCACUCCCAGGGGUCGCCGCUCCAGCCGCAAUAAGCGAAGAAGUACCAGAGCGGCCAGGCGCGAAGACUCGGGUGACGAGGUUGAGCUCGAUAGGGACGAACUUGCCGAGGAACUCCAGGAACUUCGUGAAACCUCUCGCCCGCGUCGACGUCGUCGCUCCCCAUCCAUUAUUUACCAAGAACCGAAGAGGCGUCGCGCAACUGCCAAACCUGUCAGCUACUAUCUACCGCCACUGACAGCGGCGGCUAUUGAAGAAGAAGAGCCGGAAGAUCCUGCUCCAACCCCCGCCCGUCGUCGGGGUGCUCGUGGUGGUGCAGGUCUAGCUUGGGAACGACCUCUCAAUACGGCCUACGGACCUUUCGGCGGUGGGGGUGGGGUCGGCUCACUCCUCGGUGGACCCUGGGGCACCGGCGCAGCCGGCGGCGUGGACUCCGAUAGUAGUGACGAUGAGAUGGUUACGCGUUCCAACGCUGUCGGAAAUGUAGGGAUGACACCUACCUCUGCUGCUCCUCCAGGCAUGCUCGGCGGCAUUGGUGGCGCUAUUAAUGCUGAUGGUCUUGGCGGUGUUGGUGCUACUCCGAAUGUUGGCAAGAUCAAGAACCAAAAGGCAUUCGCCGACGCAGACCCGCUCGGCGUGAAUAUGAACGUCAACUUCAGCCAAGUCGGCGGUCUUCAAGGUCACAUCGACAAGCUGAAGGAAAUGGUUCAGUUGCCCCUCUUAUACCCGGAACUGUUCUUGAAGUUCCAUGUAACCCCGCCCCGAGGUGUCCUCUUCCACGGACCUCCCGGCACCGGAAAGACGCUUCUGGCCCGAGCACUGGCCAACUCUGUCAGUUCCGAGGGUAAGAAGAUAUCUUUCUAUAUGCGCAAGGGAGCUGAUGCCCUGAGCAAGUGGGUCGGAGAGGCGGAAAGACAGCUGCGACUCCUUUUCGAAGAGGCUAGACGCACCCAGCCGAGCAUCAUCUUCUUUGACGAGAUAGAUGGCCUUGCUCCUGUUCGGUCGAGUAAGCAGGAGCAGAUUCAUGCCAGUAUCGUCUCCACUCUCCUCGCUUUGAUGGAUGGCAUGGAUGGUCGUGGACAGGUCAUUGUAAUCGGCGCCACCAACCGUCCGGACAAUAUCGAUCCCGCGCUACGACGGCCUGGUCGUUUUGACAGGGAGUUUUACUUCCCGCUCCCUGAUAAGGAGGGCAGACGAGCAAUCAUCGACAUCCAUACGAAAGACUGGGGUCUGCAGGAUCAAUUCAAAGAUUCCCUCGCCGAGCACACCAAGGGCUACGGUGGUGCUGAUCUGCGCGCUUUGUGUACAGAGGCCGCUCUUAACUCUAUCCAACGCGCUUACCCACAGAUAUACUCGUCACAAGAAAAGCUCAUUGUCGAUCCUGACAAUAUUGUUGUCCACGCCACGGACUUCAUGUUGUCCAUCAAGCAGAUGAUUCCUUCCUCCGAACGUUCUACGACGUCAGGUGCUGCGCCCCUCCCCCUAGGCAUCGAGCCCCUUCUCCGCGACCAGUUCGCCGCAAUCAGGGAUGCGUUGGACGAAACUCUCCCUCGGAAGAAGAAAAUAACGGCACUCGAAGAAGCCAUGUUUGAGCAAGUCACCGAUGGUGACCACGGCUUCGGGCGGGAGAAGCUCCACCAGGAGUUUGAAAGAUGCCGAGUAUUCCGGCCCAGGUUCUUGAUUCACGGCGCAAGCGGGAUGGGUCAAGGCUACCUAUCCUCUGCGGUUCUUCACCACCUCGAGGGGGUGCAUGUUCAAACUUUUGAUCUGCCAAGUUUGCUAGCUGACGGACGUCCCAUGGAACAAGUCAUUGUUGGCAAGUUCACGGAAAUCAAGCGACAUAAACCAAGUGUAAUAUUCAUUCCCAACAUUGAGACUUGGUAUGCUUCGUUACGAGACAGCCUUGCCAUGAUCACCUUCCAGUCAAUGCUGCGGGCAAUUCCACCCACCGAUCCAGUUCUGCUUUUGGCGUCUGCCGAGUGUGACCUGGAACACCUGCCUGCCGAGCUUUUGAAGGAUUUCUUCGGAUAUUCGCGGAAGAACCGUAUCGAAAUCCAGCGCCCUGACCAGCCUAACCGACGAGAGUACUUCUCAGCCAUUAUCAAUUACAUCAGGAUGAACCCUGCAGAGUUCCCUGACCCCGCCAACCGGAAGCUGCGUGUCUUGGAGGAACUUGAGGUCGCGCCACCUCCGCCGCCCAAGGUCCCGUCAAAAGCGGAGAUGAAGGCGCUGGAGAAGCGGGAUCGCCAACUCCUGAAUGUACUAAAAGUACAACUGCAGCCAAUCAUGGAUCAGAUCAAUAGGAAGUACAAGAAGUUCCGGCAGCCGGCCAUUCCCUUUACGCAGCUCACAUACUUGUAUGCGGAAGCGGACCCUAACUACGUCCGACCUGAUCUCGCGGAGAGCGAGGUGCGGCCAUUCGAGAUUGUUAAGGACAAGCACGGAAAUGACGUUCUUAAGGAGACAGCAACUGGCAACAUAUUCUACAACCUCGAAACGACUACAAUCGAAGAGAGGCUUUCCAAUGGAUUCUACUGCCGACCCAAGGAUUUCCUGUUUGAUAUCAAAACUUUGGCCAAAGAUUCGCGCAAUAUCGGUGACAAGGAGAGAACCCUCAAGGCAAAUGAACUCGUCUCUAACGUUGAGGUCGACGUGGCCAAUGUGGAGCAUUCAACAAGCAAUGUUGACUGGGAAGCUCUCUACCAGCGACAAGUCCAUCGUGCUAAGCGGGCGGCGGAGCGAGAGCGGAAGAGACUCGCGAUUCAGUCGAUAGUGGACGUUGUCCAAUCUGAUGUUGUCGGCAACGACAGCGAUUCCCAAGCCCAAGGCCCCGUGACUGUCGGCGAGCCUCUGCCAGGAUCCCGAACGACGACAGCAAGGUUCCAGGUUAUGAGCCCAUUAUCUAAUGGACAUGGCUCGGCCUCGGAUGCCAAUCAUCCCGGCAACGGCACGUUGGUGAGACGUGGCAGUGACGUCCAGAUGAGUGGCGUGGACGGCGAUACUCAAGAAUUCCCAAAUGUGCCGCGGAUGCAACCGCCUCCUCCAUCAGCACGAAGGCCGGGCGCGGAGACUGCCAGUGGCGGUAUGGCGGCGACACAAGUGUCGCAGCGUUCUGCUGUCACGUCGGUCCCUCCUGGUGUGUCACCAUCGGCGAUUCUUAACGACGCCUCGACUACAAAGACGUCGGAUCCCUCGAAUAAGUCUUCCAACUUUAGCACGCAGUUGACCAACGGGUACCAUGACCACUCCGGCUCUGGCUCUGGAGAGGCUGAGAAUUCGCAGAUGCCCGAUACCCUUCCCGUUCCCGCCAGUCAGGGACAAUCAAGCGGCGAAUCCUGGAUGCACUCGCAGGCCCAUGCCCUGGCCAGCGGCAGGUUGCGUAUCGGUGAGUCUGGGUUAACGGAGAAUAGCCCAACGUCCUCGGAGAGCCGGCAACCCUUCGGAUCCCGGAUGACAUCUGUGCGUAAGUCGAACCACGUCAGCUCCAACAGCCAUGUCAACGAGACUUCGGGCGAGGAAGGCUCCCAAUCUGUGAGGAAUUCGGGCUUGUCCUCGCAGCCCACUAUCGUCAUACACGAGGGCCAAGUGCACGACUUCCUCACGGAUUUGACGGAGAGGACCUCGGGCUGCACGAUUGAACAGCUGGAGCAGAUUAACCGCGAGUUGAUGGAGGUUGUUUGGAGGACCAGGAACGAGUCGAACAGGAUGAUGGUGCUCAAUAACCUCACCGAGGUGUUUAAUGAUACGAUUAGAGAUAUCGAGAGUACACAGGGGGUGUUGCAGUUGAGUCAGUAA
Molecule: messenger RNA, 4911 nt
Organism: Scedosporium apiospermum
Lineage: Eukaryota; Fungi; Ascomycota; Sordariomycetes; Microascales; Microascaceae
Product: AAA family
Exons: 3
Coding region: 1-4911 (1636 amino acids)
Biological process (GO): positive regulation of transcription by RNA polymerase II
Cellular component (GO): nucleus
Molecular function (GO): ATP binding; chromatin binding; ATP hydrolysis activity
Source: RefSeq, a predicted model, not a curated record